Molecule: messenger RNA, 8109 nt
Organism: Alternaria arborescens
Lineage: Eukaryota; Fungi; Ascomycota; Dothideomycetes; Pleosporales; Pleosporaceae
Exons: 5
Coding region: 1-8109 (2702 amino acids)
Source: RefSeq, a predicted model, not a curated record
AUGCGUCAGUUCGACAAUGUCUCGAUAUCGCCAUGGGCGAACCCAUACGCCGGCCCCAACACAAACACCGGCAAGAACUUCUAUGCUACCGCGCCCCAACCACCGGCUCAACCUCUCUAUCGCCGGGUGGUUGCGCCUCCUCCAAAAUUCUCUUAUACGGGCGUUGCACAUGUAAUUGAUGAUAAGCGCACCGAUGACGAUCAAGCAGAACCAGGAAUCGCCCCGACAGCACCAGAUGCUUCAGAUUUACCACCUGUGGCAGAAGCCACGCCAGCAGAGGCCGCACCUCCAGCCAUACCAGAAGUACCUCCCCCAGGAGAACCUUCGAUAACAACAGAUACACCUGUAGCAACAGUCCCAGCAGAAACUAUACCCGAAGACCCACCGACACAACAAGCAGAGGCUGCCUCCAGUAGUGGGGACGAUGUUGUGGCAGCCGAAGUUGUGACUGAGGAUGUCAAAGAUGAACCUCCGGGAUCAAGCGACGCCACGAGCGUUGAAGUAUCACCGCCUCCACCAGCUUCGCCAGUACCCCCUAGUGAGCCCGUGCCUCCUCCGCCGCCAGCACCACCAGCGGAUGCAACACCUGAGCCUGUAGUCGCUGAGAGUGAGAAGAGUGGUGAGUCCGAGCAGGCCGCUCAAGAGCCCCCGAAAUCCCCAACUGAGAAGUUUGUCCAUUUUGCCUCUGACACCAAAGACCCAGACGCCGCAAGUAUUGGCAAGAAGAAAAAGUAUGGUAAAGGCAAGCCCACCGCGUUUGUUCGUCCCAGAAAGCCAUCGAAAUCCGUUCCCCUUGCGUCGCCGCCGAAGGACGGAAAGAAGAAUGCUAUGGUUCCAAUCAGCAUCAUGAAAAAGGAGCGAAGUGGUUCGAUGUUCUCAGCGUUCACUAGUGAGAAAUUGAUGAAGGGGGAUAUGAGGAAGUCAGGAGGAAAGAGAGGCAGUGAUGACGGUAGUAUAUCACCAAGUGACGACGGGUCGGUCGUGAUCAUCGACGGAGAUGCAUCCCCUUCGGUCGUCUCCGAAAGCGUUAUCAUCGAGGAACGUACCGAAGACGCUCCAGAAUCGAUCGUAAUCGAGGCCGUGCCGCCGCCACCACCGCCGAACGAUGCUCCAACUGUAGAAGACGAGGUUGCUGUUGGUGAGGAUACUGUGGAGGCACAGCAUGAAGCAGCAGUCACAGACAGCCCUACCACCGAAGGCAACGAGCCUGUCGUUUCCGAGUCCCCUACUGAAGCCGUAGCAGAGGAGACUACCGCAAAUGAUCCUGUAAUCGAAGACACCUCUGCCUCUUCGGACGAGCCGACAGCAGAUGCGGGUUCCGAAGGACCUGCUGCGACACCAGAGCCGCCGGUGGAAGGUUCAAGUACUAUGAGUGAGGAUACAAAGCCACCCGUCGAAGCGGAACCUGAAAAAGAACAAGCUUCGGCAGACGGUGUAGAUGUGGUUGAGCCCAAGGUGGCCUCUUCAGACGAAGAGCAACCAGUCGAAGCGGAGAGCCCUGCUGAAGCGGCACCGGCACCAGCACCGGCGGAGGACUCAAUUGUGGGCGAGGCUGCUAGUGAGUUAGCAGCGGAAGACACGACUACCGCUGGGGAAUCGACUGCAAUCGAAGUACUACCCUCUGCUGUAGAAGAGGCACCCGCUGUCGAGGAACAACCUCCUGCUCCUGAAGAAGCUCCGGUGAUCAACGAUCCGCCAAUCACCGAGGAGACUUCUGCUGUUGGAGAGGUGGAAACAUCCACAGCUGAAGAGACACCCAGUGGCCAAGUAGCAUCAUCUGGUGAAGAACCGACCUCUGCGGACAUACAAACAUCGGCUGAAGAGGUACCCGCGGCGGACGAGACAGUUGUUUCUCCAGAAUCGGCCGACAAUGAGGAACAAUCUGCUCCUGGAGAUACUCCAGUCACUGAAGUCACCCCUGUUACUGAAGAGCCAUCCUCGGCCGAAGCAUCGCCUGCGAAUGAAGCGGCACCGGUUGCUGAGGAGACAAUUGCCGCCGUCGAAGAGGCUCCUCACGCUGAUAGUACUUCUGAUGCUUCAGACACGCCCGCUACUGGAGAGACUUCUUCUAAAGACAAUCCCACCGCUGACGAUACCCCGCCUACUGAAGAACUACCGGUACCCGAAGAAGUCUCAGCUGUGGAUGUCACACCUACUGCCGAAGAAGCAUCUGCAGGCGAAGAAGCACCAAAGGCUGAAGACGCCAUCGUUGUCGACGAGGUACCUGUUACAGAAGAGAUGCCAGCCAGUGAGGCCACCACUAUCACUGAAGUGGUAACUACGUCUGUUGGAUCGCCAGCUGCUGGUGAAUCAGUCGCUGUUGAGGAGACACCUACUGUCGAGGAGACACCUACUGUCGAGGAUAUACUUGUUGUUGAGGAAAUACUAGCUGCUGAGAGAGCGUUAGUUGCUGAAAUAGCAGAAGAUGCCGCCGCAUCAAACCCGGAACCGGAUGCUGCUCAAGAACAGUCCCUACUCGAAGGGAAUAAAGAUGUCGAACCAUCUCCUAUCGCAGAUCAGGAGGCUCCAGUCGAGACCUUGCUGGUUGAGGAACACGCAGAUACUGCGUCCCAAAGUACUCCGAACGAAGAGGAAUCUCAAGGAUCUGAAUCUUCAGCUGUCGAAGAUGCCGUCUCCGAGCCUCCCAUUUCUGAAGAAGCUCCAGAGCCCGAGACAGUUACGCCCAGCGACCUGACAUCGACUGAGAAUGAUGAUAAGAUUGAAGACACAGAUGCUGGAAAAGUAGAAAAUGCUGAGUCAGUGGUGGCUGUGGCUGAGUCAGAUAACUUGAGCGCUGACAUUACGGAGGAAUUACAAGCCGAUAGCACGAUCGAAGAUCCAGUCGUAGUGGACACCAAUGAACCUAUCCCGGCCGAGAACGCUAGCGACACAACAUCUGGUGAAGGCAACAGUGAGCCUAAUACUGUGCAGGAUGAAGGCAAGGUGCCUACGGAAGAACCGGAGGCUACAACAGUCCCUGAAGAAGCAGACCCAACAAGUGCUUCUCCGCCGACUGACGACGACUUGGCGACAGCUCCUUCCGAGAACACCCAAGCAACUGAAGUCGUGGCUGAUGUAACACACGACGAGUCUAUUGUACCGACAGAAAGCGUCGCCGAUAUGGACGAUGCCAACAAUGAGCCGAGUGAAGAGGCGAUCAUUGCUCCCAUCGAAGUCGUGACAGCGGAGACUGAAGCAAACGGUGAAGAUGUGGAGGCCACAGAGACUAUGCAAGACAUUUCCGAUUGGGAAAAAGAUGAAGAUAACAUCAGCGAUCUAGAGAUAUCUGACUGGGAAAAAGACGAUGCCGAUGCUUCAUCGCAGGCUGGGGAGAGUGAGACCAACCCUUCCGAGCACCAAGACUACGAAGACGACCGCAUCGCACAAGAAGCAUUUGAACCUACGCCAGAGACAGAGAAGCCAUCAGAUCAGCAAGAGCCCGAGACUGUGGAGCAGGUCCAGCAGAUCGACACUGAAGCCUCUGUUCCGCCUAUCGAUGUCGCUGUCGAGGACAGUGCAGUCCCGACUGAAGUCACAGAGGCAGAACAGACUGUCGAAGACACAUCCACGACUCGUGAACCAGAGCUGUCAGAGCAAGAUGAUGUUACGCAACAAAUCGAAGACCAGACAAAGGACGAGGAGCCCUCAUCCUCUGACACGGCGAUAGAGCCUCCUGAGCCACCGGAGACGAUCACUCCAGCUGAUACAGCCGCAGCUGAUCAAAAACCAAUUCAAGUCGAAAUUGACACGCCCAAUCAAGACGAUGUUGAAGAUGCGAAGUCGACUACGGGUAUCGAGGAUGUCAUUGGCACAACUGAGGAUGUGUCUGCACCAACAGAACUCCACUCAGAUCUUAGCCAGCCAGAUGCAUCAAAGGAGAACAACAUCACCGAUUCAAGCACAGACGCACAGGAGGAUGCGACUGCACAUGAAUCGCCAGCCGAUGAUCUGGAGCCAGCGGUGAACGACGAGGCUGCCAAGGACAGCGAACAAGCCAUAGUCUCGGCUGCACCCGAUGACGUGGAGAAUCCAGACGCAUGCACAGCCGAGACUGAAGCAGCCUUACCCAACCUCGACGACAACCCGGACGAAUCAUGCGCAAGCAUCCCAGCUGACGCGACCAGCGAAGUCAGCCCAGACCCUGUCUCAAAAGAGGCUGACGUUGAUACGCCCAUUGAACAACUCGUGGUUGAAGAGGAUCACACUGAAAACGCCGUGGGCAAUCCAUCUGUUGUUCAAGUUAUUCCCGAAGAGACCGACCAUGAUGUUGUAGCGAGCAUUGCGCUAGCAGAAGCCGAGCACGACUCUGCACCAGACAUGCCGGCCAAGAAAGCACCGGAAGUGGUUCCCGAGGACGUUGGGUCUGAGGAACCUCAACCUUCGGAGGUUUCCGUUGACUCUAACACUGGGCCAUCGCCGGAUGAUGAGUCAGCAAAAGAGCAGGAUUCUGAUGCAGGAAGUGAGUCUGGGUCUGAGUCCGAAGAUGAUGACUGGUCAGGGUCGGAGGCAUCUGCUGCGCCUUCUGCAUCUGAAGUUCCACAGGUCGACGACACGCCUGACUCGGCACCCGCUCAAGAUGAAACAACCAAUGCCGAAGAUGCUCCGCCGAGUGAAGACGCUGCCGUCGCUGCUGUAGAGCCUGACGCUGCGGCGGAGGAUCAUCAGUCAAUUGUCGAAGAUGGCGCUGGUUCGGAUGACGACUCUGCUUCUGAGCUUUCCUCAAAGGCUCAAGAAGAGGAACAGAGCUCUGUGUCGGUAGAGGAGGCUGCCAAUCCUGAUGACGAAGAAGUUGCCGAGAGCCCAGAGCCACCAGUAGAGUCCGCCCCAGUCGCGGAUACGCACCCGGGAUUAUCGCUCGAAGUCAAUGUCGCAACUUCUGAGAUCAUCCCGGAGGCAGAGGCUCCUACAUCAGAGGUCGAUGAUCCAUCUGCUCCUGCUCUCGAACCAGUUUCGGAGGAGGAGCAAGUAGGCGACGAGGAUGACGCCAGUGCUGCCACCCAGGACGAUUCUGCCAAUGACGACUCCCUAGUAUCAACAGAAAGCUCCGCCGAGCCUGAAGAAGAGGCGCCCGCAGUUGUGGAAGUGCCCGAACCGGCCGACGAACCCAAGGGUGAAGAAGAGGCGCCCGAGGAAGAUGAGGCUGAUGAUCUCUCUCUGGUGAGCGAAUCCGACAGCGAGAGCGAGGCUGGAGAGUCUGUCUCGCCACCGGAAGACGAUGUAGAGGCUGAUGUCGACGCUACUCAAACUUCAAUUGACUCGGAAGAGGUAGACGCUGGCGUACCAGAAGCCGAGCAAACAGUGAUCGACGAGGUCGCUGAUGCUGAGCCGCAAGCAUCUGAAGCUGGGGAUGUACCUGUGAUUGAGCAAGAGGCGGAACAGCCCACUGAACCAGAAACGACAGAAUCAGUCGCAGCGGAACCUGAAGCGGAGCCAGUUGAGCCAGAGGCUGAUGUGGACGAAACUGACGAGGCGCUGGCUGAUGAGGUGGACGAGGCGCAAGAACUGGCAGCGACACCAGAUGAGGCCCCUCGAGAGGAGCCUGAUCUAGCCAAAGAGGACGAACCCGCCGAACCUGCACCUCUAGAGGAAUCAGAUGAUGGUCAGCGUUCAUCUCCUGUUGAAGACGCACCAGAUUCACUUGCUGAAGAGGCCAAUUCAAAUGAUGGCUCCGAAGCUGCAGAGGAAGAUGAUGAACCUUCAGCGGUUGAUGUGAGCGAAGAGAAGGAUGAUCAGCCGGAGGAAGCCCCGUCCGCACCGGAGCCAACACCAGCAGAAGAUACACCGCCUGAAGAGGUUGUUGCAGAGGCGGUAGAGGCACCUGUGGAGUCCGCUGAACCAGUAAUCGAAGAAGCCAUUGUAGAAGAAGCUGCCGCAGUCGUCCAGGACCCACCUUCCGAAGCAGAGUCAGAACAAGCAGCCGAAGAACCGGUACCUGCGCCUUCCUCUGAGCCUGAGGAAGAAGAGUCACAGGCACCAACCGAAGAAGCCCCUGUUGAAGAUCAGCCUGAACCCGAGGAGCCAGCUACUGCUGAAGAGCCCGAGCCACCAGCCGAAGCAGCUCCAGAGGAACCCGAGGAGCCAGCCGAGGCGGUAUUGGCUCCAGAGCCAACCCCAGAAACUGAGGAACCCGCUGAACCAGCGGCGGAGCCAGAAGCCGAGCAAAUUGUGGAGGACGGUGCCAAGGAGGUCUCGGUACCAGACCCAGAAGUGGAGACGGAAGAAGUCGUAGCGGAAGUGGCCAAUGAAGAUAUUCCUGAACCUCAACCAGCCGACGACGCCACGGCGGAGAGGUCUCUCUAUGUUGGUGAAAGUCCGAGCAGAACUCCACCGCCACCACCACUACCUGCUGUCGUCGCCGCGUUGGUUGACAACAGCACUGAUGAUCAUAUGGUCAGGGAGCGCGAUUUCGCAGUCGAAGAUGAACCGUCCACCGACACUCCCAGUCGGGAGAAGACUCGUCGUCGAUAUUCGCACUCCCGUCGCGAGAGCCAGCAUCAGUCCAGCCGUAGGCGAGAAAGCGGUGCUAGCACCAGGGAGCGGCCAAUAAUGCCAUCUUCGGCUGUGCCUGAUGCACCAAGGACAAGACGGCGCGAUAGCAUGACUGAGCGCGAAGCUGAGCGAAGAAGGGAAAGACUUCGCGAGGCUGAGAAGCCUAGUAGUGGCAGCGACAGAGAGAAGGCGUAUGAGAAGGCCUACCCCGAAUAUCGCUCACGCUACCGAGAAACCAGGGGCGAAGAGAGAUACAGCAAACGUCAACCCGCUGAGGAAGUUGACGAAGAAGCUGAAAGACAAAAGCGACGCGAAUUACGACGGGCCGAGAGAGCUGAAAGAGAGCGUCUCGCUGCAGCAGACGCUGCCCGCCUGAAGGCUGAGGAAGAAGCAAGAAAGUUAGAGCAUCGUGAAAGACGUCGUGCAGUUAGGCGUGCCGAAGAGGAGCUUAUGAGGGCAAUGGAGGAACGUAAGAAGCUUAAAGAGGAGAAAAGGCUUGCAAUGGAAGAAGAGGAGAGACGUCUUCGACAUGAGAAGAGACGGCAGCGGCACGAGGCCGAGAAGGAGGCAAGACGUUUGGAGCAGGAAAAGAUUGAGCAGGCUGCGCGUGAAGAAGAGGAGGCGAGGAGGCUACGGCGGCAAAAGAGGGCGGAGCGAGAAGCAGCCAAAGCGGCUGGUUUGAAGCCAAAGGAAGAAUUGGUUGAACUUUCUCGCGAUGCUGCCAGACGAGCAGCAGAGGAAGACGACGAUAACGCCUCCCCUCCCCCUCCAUUGCCACCCGUAGGCGACGAAACACCACCUCGUAGCGCGCCGCGCCGACGCUUGAGUACUCGAGAGACUCCACCGAACGUGAAGCGCGGCAGCCUUUUCGGCGGCAUCUUUGGUCGCUCAAAGCCUGAUCCUACUCCGCCUAGCUCGAAACCAUCCAGAUCAACUCGCGCCCGUGCGAACACGCUGGAGACGACGCCUGUCAAGCCAUCGCGAAGAGAACCUGAAGCCGAACGACCCUCAAGCAGAGAUCAAUCGUCAGACCAGAGCCGAGAGCGUCCCGAGCGCAUGCACCGCAGUCGGCGUCACUCACACAGUCAACGUCGCUUCGCUUCUGCUGAGGAGGAAGCUGACUACUACAAAUGGAAAGAAGAGCGACGUUAUAUGCGCCGUCCCGAACAUGAAAUGUCUGGUGGACGAGAUGGAGGGGUUUCCCUUCCGCCGCCGCCUCCGCCGCCUGAGGAUCUACCUCCCCCACCACCAGAGCCUUUCGAAUAUGAGCCAGAGCCAGAGCCCGAAUCGUUUGAGCAGGCUGAAUCGCCCAUGAUCGAGGACGCAGCUGCCGUCGUCGGUGAAAUCUCAAUCUCAGACGAGGAAAGACGCGAGCGCCGUCGAAGCAGGCGUAUGUCGAAACCGGAAGAACGCCCCAAGGCACGCCGUAUUUCAGUCGUCGAGAAAGAGAGGCCACCGGGUCGUCGAGUAGAAUCUGAUCGGCCCCGCGCUCGAGAUCAUGGCGAUGACCGGCCAAGACCGAGACGUGGUGAGACGGACCGACGUGACAGGAGGAAGAAGAAGGAAGAGUCAAGCGGCCUUAAGGGGCUGUUUGGAGGUUUGAAGAGGAGAAUUACAUGA